This is a messenger RNA of Myripristis murdjan (pinecone soldierfish), 667 nucleotides long. It is a transcript of the gene rpl17, whose product is annotated as ribosomal protein L17. The record is from RefSeq and is a predicted model, not a curated record. Gene Ontology annotation, biological process: cytoplasmic translation. The transcript is spliced from 7 exons. Gene Ontology annotation, molecular function: structural constituent of ribosome. Gene Ontology annotation, cellular component: ribosome; cytosolic large ribosomal subunit. NCBI's taxonomy places the organism in Eukaryota, Metazoa, Chordata, Actinopteri, Holocentriformes, Holocentridae. Bases 78 to 632 code for a protein of 184 amino acids.
CUCAGAUUCUCGCGAUAUCUGCGGGCCGGAUCCCUUAUACUUCCUUUUCCCUUCUGCGGCCUGAGAGAUAUCCGAAAAUGGUCCGCUACUCACUGGACCCCGAAAACCCGACCAAGUCAUGCAAGUCGAGGGGCUCCAAUCUCCGGGUUCACUUCAAGAACACCCGUGAGACAGCCCAGGCCAUCAAGGGUAUGCACAUCCGCAAGGCUAACAAGUACCUGAGGGAUGUUAUUGUCAAGCACCAGUGUGUCCCUUUCCGUCGCUACAACGGCGGCGUUGGAAGGUGUGCCCAGGCCAAGCAGUUCGGCUGGACGCAGGGACGCUGGCCCAAGAAGAGCGCCGAGUUCCUCCUCCAUAUGCUCAAGAACGCUGAGAGCAACGCUGAGCUGAAGGGUCUGGACGUGGACUCCCUGGUCAUCGAACACAUCCAGGUGAACAAGGCCCCUAAAAUGCGCAGGCGCACCUACCGUGCCCACGGACGCAUCAACCCUUACAUGAGCUCCCCCUGCCACAUUGAGAUGAUCCUCACUGAGAAGGAGCAGAUUGUCCCCAAACCAGAGGAGGAAGUGGCCCAGAAGAAAAAGGUUUCACAGAAGAAGCUGAAGAAGCAGAAACUCAUGGCACGGGAGUAAAAUGGAAAUAAAGUUGGUUACCUCUUGAUAACAAA